UAUCUAAAUUGCGGCCGUCGCCGAAUUAGGGUUUAUGAGGUAUAAAUCAUCUCUGAAAAGUCUGGCUCCCUCCGCUUGCAUAGCUACAUCCCGCGAGUUGCUUUCGACGUCGGAGCUCCGCCACAUUUCCCUGCCGUUUUUUCACUGCAAGUUUCAAGAUGUACACUGCACUACAAAAGAUUCACAAGGACAAGAAUGCUGAUCCCACUGAGUUUGAAGAGAAUGUUGCCCAGGCUUUAUUUGACUUGGAAAAUUCCAACCAAGAGAUAAAGGGUGACCUGAAAGACCUUUACAUCAACUCUGCCUUGCAAAUUGAUGUUCCUGGAAGUAAGAAGGCUGUUGUGAUCCAUGUCCCCUACCGAUUGAGGAAAUCUUUCCGCAAGAUCCAUCCUAGACUGGUGAGAGAGCUGGAAAAGAAGUUCAGUGGGAAGGAAGUUGUUCUAAUUGCUACCAGGCGGAUGCUGCACCCGCCAAAGAAGGGUUCUUCUGUUCAAAGGCCUCGAUCCCGCACACUUACUGCCGUGCAUGAAGCUAUGCUUGAGGAUAUUGUUUACCCAGCUGAAAUUGUUGGGAAACGUGUUAGAUACAGACAUGAUGGAUCAAAGAUCAUGAAGGUUUUCUUGGAUCCAAAAGCCAAAAACGACACUGAGAAUAAGCUGGAAGCAUUUUCCGGUGUCUACAGGAAACUUUCAGGUAGAGAUGUUGUGUUCGACUACCCUGUCACAGAGCCAUGAAGUUGAGGCAGCUAGCGAUUUGCUCUUAUUACUUAAUUUAAUUUAAGCUGUAGUUAGUUGUUAGUUCUUGAUAUGUUUAAGAUUUUGACACCUAGAAAACUCUUUCCGUCUUAAAUCACAAUGUUUCUGUGCCAAAAGUGAUGAAUGCAAGGCCUCUUGUUACAAUGCCUAUUGUGUUCUUUUAUCGAUAUUCAAGGUUGCCUUA
This is a messenger RNA of Andrographis paniculata, 939 nucleotides long. RefSeq names its product 40S ribosomal protein S7. Gene Ontology annotation, cellular component: small-subunit processome; ribosome; cytosolic small ribosomal subunit. Gene Ontology annotation, molecular function: structural constituent of ribosome. NCBI's taxonomy places the organism in Eukaryota, Viridiplantae, Streptophyta, Magnoliopsida, Lamiales, Acanthaceae. Gene Ontology annotation, biological process: ribosomal small subunit biogenesis; rRNA processing; translation. Bases 159 to 734 code for a protein of 191 amino acids. The record is from RefSeq and is a predicted model, not a curated record. The transcript is spliced from 6 exons.